AUGGACGAGCUGAUAUUCCCACAGCCAUCGCCAGCUCCCCUCAUCCUCCCACGCCGCCUCUCAGCAGUCCACAGCAACCUGCGUCACCAAAAGAGUCGUCAACAACGACUCCAACAGCUCGGCGAACUCGGAUCCGACGACUUCUCCCUCGGUGGCAACGAAUACACCCACACCUACUACUACCCCACCUCCACCUUCCCAAACUCCUCUUCUACUUCAUCAACAACAUCACCGACAUCAUCAGGAGCACAGGCGGGAGGUUCAGUCAACGGUCCACCAGCCAUCUUUGCUUUCGGGGGAGACCGUGCCAAGGAUGGCUUUAUCACCGCCACCACAUUCGCUCCACCCCAGAGAUUCAUAGCCUCCGGAGGGCCCGUCGGGUUCGUCGACAGUGAUGGAACCUAUGGACCUACUCUUGCAACAAUUCGAGGCCAGACCAGUCGUCGACACUCGGUUGCCAGUGGAUCCCCUUGGACGACCAUCCCGCCCAAACAUGCGCUUCAUAUGCCGAUCAUGAAGGUCAACCCGGAGAUCUGGAGGAGUGAGAGUCAUCAACGAGAGAUCCACCGGCUAUUGCAUGAGGGUCGGGAAGUGGAGGUGAUGAGACGACGGAAUAUUAAGGGGGUGAUGGAUACGAGUGAGGAAGGCGAUGAGGAGGAUAAUGCAGAGAUGUCCGGUGUUGUCAUGACUAUGGAUCUUGGAGGAUUCCAGGCCUUGGAGGAUCGUGAGAAGGAGCGGGUGCGCGAAGAGGUGAUGAAGGAGUGGGCACGGACGGUCGAACAGCAAGCACUUGGGAACCAACUGCAAAUCCAACAACAGCAACAACUGGCCGAAGACCUCCUUCGACGACGCAGCUGGCCCGGGUUUGUCCAAGCACAGCAACAGGACCAAGCAUGGCGAUUACAGUCUGGACAAUUGUCUCUCGAUCAACAACAGCAGCUCUUGGAGCGCUAUCGUCAAUUCCAACAACAGCAGCAAUAUCAGCAACAACUGCGCCAGCAACAGCAACAACAGACACCCACCCAAUUGCCACCCCCAGGAAUGCAGCACCGUUCGUCUCUUGGACAAGGGCCCUUGGACAGUGGACGGUGGACCUCAUCUUCGUCUUCUGGUGGAGGUGGAAGUGGAAGUGGAUCCACCGACGUUCGUCGCGCAUCGUUUACCGACUAUCGAGGAUAA
This is a messenger RNA of Linnemannia hyalina, 1179 nucleotides long. NCBI's taxonomy places the organism in Eukaryota, Fungi, Mortierellomycota, Mortierellomycetes, Mortierellales, Mortierellaceae. The record is from the annotation of a GenBank genome assembly.